AAAAAUAUAUAGAAAAUACAUGUAAGAAGUGACGGUUAAUAUGACGGUAUGAAUUAUAAAUAAAAUUAAAAAUGGAAUCGAAGUCAGAGCCACUCGAUUUGAACAAUAUCAGCUGGUCCGUGUAAACAAACCUCGAAAGACGGACCUUGGAAUUCAGGAAAAACUCCAGAAAAAAAGAAAGAAAAUAGAUCCAGGGGAUAUAGACCCUAUAAAAGAAGAAAGAAGAAGAAGAAGAAGACUCCAGUUAAACAUUAAAAUCGAGACAAACGAAGAAGAUAAAACCACCAAACACCAAAACAACAAGUCCUCAAGUCCCUCGCGGCGUAGAUAAUACAAACGCCACGAGACGAUAAGACCAGACAGCGAAGAGAGAAACCAAACAAAAAAAGUAAAAAAAAAAAAAGACCAGACAGCGCUACCCCAAGUAGACAAAAGCAAGCAAAAUGUCUCGCCAGCUCGUCGCCUGCAUGCUAAACGUCUCAGAAGCGAGGAGGAAGGACGUCGUGGAGAAGAUCGCGAAGGAGGCCCUGGCAGCCGUGAAUCCGCCAAGGGCCAAGCCGGUUUCCCCGGACUGGGCUCUCAACGCCACGGCCCUCAAUAUAUUCCGGGACGUCGACUACAACAGAUCGGUUAUUACCUUGGUUUCCAGUGAGGAUUGUAUAGGCCCUUGUGUAGAAGCAGCGUGCGCAAAGGCCUACGAGCUGAUAGACCUGAGUCACCACGAGGGCGUCCAUCCGCGGCUGGGCGCUGUGGACCUCGUGCCUCUCCACCCCAUUUCCGAGGGCGUUUCUCUCCCUAAACUCGGCCAGGUUGCACGGGGAGUGGCAGAGCGCCUGGCGAGCACCGUCCCCGGCACCUCCUUCUUCCUCUUCGGCGCCGGGGAUCCUGCAGGCCGCGGGCUGGUGGCGAGGAGGAAGGAGGUAGGAUGGUUCCGGCGACCUGUGACCUACCACGCCCUCGUGCAUGACGUCGGAGGAACGCCCGCCGAGAGAUAUGGGCUCACGGGCGUGGGCGCCAUUCCCUUCAUGCUGAACGUGAACGUAACCCUCGACUCGGCGGACGUGGCCCUCGGGCGCCGCGUGGCCAGCGCUCUCAGGGCCACCUCGCCCGGGGGACUGCCAGGAGUGCAGUCCAUGGCCUUCCCACACGAGGGCCGAGUGGAGGUUGCAUGCAAUGUUGACCUGCUGCCUGCAAGUGAGGCGCCUGCAAACCAUUCGAUGAAACCCUCCCUGGGUGGGCAGUUCUUCUACACGCCCCCGGAGCAGAUCGAGGCGCGGGUGCUGGAGGAGGCGGGCGGCGUGGGCGUGGUCGGGACGGCGCUGGUUGGAUUCAGUCCGGAGGAGGCGCGCGGGCUGGCCCUGCACGCCCUCGCCCGCGCCCACGACGAGGCCUGGAGGGACGUCGGGUGGAGCAGGAAGAUGUGAUUCUGACCUUCUCGUGGAGGAGGAGGAGAAGGAGGAGGCGUUGGGUCUUCUCUUCUCUUUUCUCUCUCUCCCUUUUUCUCUCUUUGUCUGGGUUCCUCUCUUUCUCUUCUCCUCUGUAUCUCUGUUUCUGUAUAUUUCUCUGCCUGUCUCUGUCUCUCACUCUGUAUUUUAUUCUCUCUCUCUCUCUUUUCCUCUUCGCCCCUCUCUUUUGUUCUCCUUCUCUCUCUCUCUCCUCUCUUUCUCUCUCUCUUUUCCUUCUCUUCUUGCCUGUGUCUCUGUCUCUGUAUUUUUCACUGCUUGUCUCUGUCUCUCACUCAUUUUCCUCUCCUUCUCUUUAUCUCCCUCUCUCUCUCUCUCCCUCCCCCCCCCCCUCUCUCUCUCUCUCUCUCUCUCUCUCUCUCUCUCUCUCUCUCUCUCUCUCCCGUUCCACCCCCAUGUCUCGAAUAUUUUUUUUUCAAUGGUCGUAAAUCAAGUCCUUGGUUGUUUUUCUCCUGUGAUUUUCGGAAUAUCCAAACAUUCUUCUUCUUUUGCCAGGGAUAAUAAACGAGCAAAGUUGAGUUUUCCGUUCUCCUUCCCUUCCUUUCCCCCCCCGACCUUUUCUCCUCUUUAUUCCUUUCUUUUUUUUCCUUUUUUGUUUCUCCCCAUUUCCCCUUCGUCUGGUCUUCCUUUCUCAAAUCUUAAAACUAUCUUCUUAUCCCCUUGCCUUUUAUUCUCCUCUCUCUCCCCUUUCCCUCUUCCCUCUUUCGCCACUCGCCCUUCACUCCCCCUUCACCUCGACUUUCUAGUUCCACCUUCUCCCCUCUUCCCCUUGGUCCUAUUCUCUCUUUCUUCCCCUCUUCUACCCUCUCUUCCCCUUCUCCUAUUCGUUUUCUAUCCCUUCUCUCCCUCCCGCCUUUGCCCUUUCUCCCACUACACUCUCUUUCUCUUCUCCCUCUCCAUAUUUUCUCCUUCAUUUCCAUCUCUCUCUUUCCCUCCUUCUCCUCUCGCCUCUGUCUCCUUCCUCUCUUCUCUACUCCCUCUCCCUCUCCUUCUUUCCUCUUUUCCUCUUCUCUAACUUCUCUCCCUCCCCCCUCUCUCCUCUUCUCUACCUCCACUUUCCCUUCUUCUCUACGCAAUCUCCCUUUCCCCUCUCCCCUUCCCCCCUUCCCCUCUCCCCCUUUACCACUGUUAUAUUGCUCGUCACAACUUUCCAAACUACACCAUCUCCUCACUUGUGACCUUCCUUGCUCUGCCAUAUUGUCAUGUUUAUUUUGGUGCAAUAAAUGGUUUGCCUUU
Penaeus indicus is the source of this 2699-nucleotide messenger RNA. RefSeq names its product glutamate formimidoyltransferase-like. The coding region runs from base 444 to 1424 and encodes 326 amino acids. The record is from RefSeq and is a predicted model, not a curated record. Gene Ontology annotation, molecular function: transferase activity; folic acid binding. The transcript is spliced from 6 exons. NCBI's taxonomy places the organism in Eukaryota, Metazoa, Arthropoda, Malacostraca, Decapoda, Penaeidae.